UACCGUCGGUCAGUCCUUGCCCCCCUGAUCACAUGCACCUCACGGAGAGGGGGUGUCGAUGCCCCCGCCACACACCACAACACGGACACCAGCACUGAUCAGGUGGAGCCCACUCCUCCCGGUGGGGAGCGGGCGGAGGGGGGUAACGGGAACGGGUCUCUUUUCUACAGGGAGCUGUGGUUCAUUGUGCUGAUGACAGGGGUAGCCCUGGUGGUUCUAGCUAUCGUUCUGGGGAUCAUCCUGCACAAGGCCCUGAAAAGAACCCCAUUCACUCGAGAGCGCCCCCCUCUGGUGGCCCUGCCCAUGCAGAAGAGGAGCCCCAUGGCCGUGUAUCCCCCCAGCGACUCCUACCUGGUGAGACGGCCCAACUGGUUUGACACGGUGCCCAACACAACAAGCUCCUCCAACAGUGUUACACUCAAAGGGUUCACCAUGCACCUGGAGGGAGUGGAGGACAGUAAGUUUUGGGCAGGUGGCGACGCCCCUCCGGAGGGUGAGCUGGGUAUCCUUAAUGUGUCCAGCCUCCACGUGUCCGCUAUCCAUGGCUCUGCCCACUCCCAGAAUUCUCUGCGGCGCAGCGUGAGCCAGAUGAUGGACAGGAAGUCGCUGACAGGGGAGGAGGAAGUGUGGGACUCUCACAUUCAAGGCCACGACAGCGGGAUGUUUAUGGAGGACGAGGAGUUUGUCGACACUAUUAAAGGCUUCAGCACGGUGCGGAAGGAACAUACCAUGUUUACCGACACUAACCUGUGACCUGCUGUGACCUUUGAAAUCCACCCCUCACCUUGUCAGGUCAGACAGGUCGACUGGAGGGGCAGCCCCUCUCAAAGGGAGGUCGGAUGGGUACACAAAGCAAGCCAUAGACAUUCACUAAUAACAUCCUAUUUGACUAUGACUGCAACCGACCUACCAAACAGCACUCUUGGGUUGAAUAAAAAUUGGAAUACAAAAAAAUAAAAGUCCAAAUAUGACUGACUGAAGAUAAUCCAAGAAAAGGACUUGUCUUGCAAGCCAGGCUAUUUGGUCAUAAUUCAGGGACAGAAAUGUCACCAUGAAAGAGAAGACUCCCGAUGAGAUAGGGAAAUGUUCUCAGUGAACCUGUUCGUUUCAAUGAGCAGUAUCAAGGCAUUCAUUUAUAUUGAAAUUUGUUUUGGGAUUUCUUAUAGCUACACUGACCUAAAAUACAAAGAGAACAGUGUUUUCAUUUUAUAUAAACAUAUUUGUAUAUUGACUUGCUGUUGCUCUGAAUGUAAGAAUGCCUUUUGAUAAAUCGCUGCACAAUUUCUGUGUACAGAUUGUAUCUAAUAAAAGUGUGGACCAAUUUAUUUUUGAUAGUA
Molecule: messenger RNA, 1337 nt
Organism: Oncorhynchus tshawytscha (Chinook salmon)
Lineage: Eukaryota; Metazoa; Chordata; Actinopteri; Salmoniformes; Salmonidae
Product: usherin
Exons: 5
Coding region: 193-753 (186 amino acids)
Source: RefSeq, a predicted model, not a curated record